Dissoconium aciculare CBS 342.82 is the source of this 1740-nucleotide messenger RNA. Its product is annotated as WD40 repeat-like protein. The transcript has a single exon. The coding region runs from base 8 to 1522 and encodes 504 amino acids. Lineage: Eukaryota; Fungi; Ascomycota; Dothideomycetes; Mycosphaerellales; Dissoconiaceae. Gene Ontology annotation, molecular function: protein binding. The record is from RefSeq and is a predicted model, not a curated record.
CUCGAAAAUGGCUGAUCGUCAUCAUGAAGAUGUGCACCCCGAAGGGGACGAGGACGACGAUGACAUGCUCGACAUGGACGAGGCCGAUGAGGUUCUCGAACAAGGAGAUGACGCCGCCAUGGAUUCUGGAGACGAAGACGACGAGCAAAUGGACGAUGAGGAAAUCCAACUUCAGAAUGACAGCGCUGCCCAUUUCGACCACCACAAAUCGAGCAUCUUUUGCAUAGCACAGCAUCCUACACGACCCGAGAUCGUUGCUACCGGUGGCGGCGACGAUAUUGGUUACAUUUGGGAUUGUACGCCAUCCGAGGGACCUGUGCUGCCGGCGAGCUAUGAGAGCAAUCCACAGCCGCGUGAGCGGACAGGACUUGCUGUUUUGGCCAAAUUAGAGGGCCAGGACGAGAGUGUCAACAGCAUUUGCUUCACGUUUCCACAGGGUGAAUAUGUGGUGACCGCUACCCUUGCUGGUAAAUUGAACAUCUACACGACACCGACCGAUUCAGCGCCAUCACGACUUAUUAGCUCAGCAAAGGAGGUGGAGGAGAUCAAUUGGGUAGCACCGUGUCCAGGCGCAGCAAAUGCCAACACCAUUGCAUUCGGUGCCAGCGACGGCUCGGUCUGGGUGUACCGAAUUGAUGCUUCAGACUCAACGAGCCCCUUGACCAUCGUCCAGACAUUCUUCCUGCACCAAUCGCCUUGCACGGCUGGCGCCUGGACGCCAGACGGCAAGCUUCUUGCCACGGUCGACGAAGAGAGCAGCCUGUACGUCAUGGACGUUUUCGGCGAAGCAGCAGCUGCAGGCUUUGUGAACCCUACCGGUGGACAAGCCAUCAUCAGUCUCACAGCCGCAGACGAGCGCUUCAGAGUUGACGGCGGUCUCUACAGCGUCGCGAUUUCCCCGGGAGGAGGCAUCGUCGCGGUGGGCGGAGCAGAAGGAAACAUUCGUAUCGUCGGUCUCCCUAGACUAGCCGCUACAACAAGCAACACUGCUGCCGCUGGCAAGGGUGCGGCCGCACGCGGCAAAGCCAGCGCCGCCAAACCAGCCUCAGCGCAAGCGGCAUCGGCAGGCCAAGCAGGACAGAUCCUCGCCAGUCUCAAAGCGCAGACCGAUGGCGUGGAGACGCUGGAUUUCAGCCAACCGCCACUGACAUUACUCGCGGCGGGGAGUGUCGACGGGUCAAUAUCGUUAUUCGAUGCAGCACACAAUUUCGCCGUGCGAAGACAAAUUCCCGAUGCACACGAGGAGGAGGCGGUGAUCAAGGUGGAGUUUGUGAAGACGCCGCUGGGCACGGUGAAUGAGCGAGGACACAUCUUGACAUCUUGCGGGAACGAUGGCGUGGUACGGAGAUGGGACGUUAGAGGCGGUACUGCGGCGGUGAAUAAAGGCUUCGCGGGAGAGUGGAAGGGACAUCGGGGAGGUGGUGAUGGAGGUGGAGUCUUGGGAUUUGUGCAAGGAGGAGGCGGCAGUCGAGUCAUCACGGCUGGCGAUGAUUCGGUCGCUUUGGUGUUUGAGACGAAAUGAGCAUUGCCUAGGGGAAAGAAGAAUCUUAAGCCAUGUUACGAUUUCGGGCAGUGUCAACGGAAGAAAUAUGAAUGGCAUCAUUCGUGUCCCAUGAUUUCUUCGCAUUCAUCGUAAGUUUGUGUACAUUCUAGGAAAGCCACCGAAAUGGUCGAUCAACACGCAGGCUGGGGGCUGCGUCUGCUCAGCAACUGUUCUCUCGCGUCUCGGCUUUGUACGGU